Messenger RNA from Anopheles maculipalpis, 435 nucleotides. Its product is annotated as migration and invasion enhancer 1. The record is from RefSeq and is a predicted model, not a curated record. The transcript has 2 exons. Bases 1 to 435 code for a protein of 144 amino acids. Lineage: Eukaryota; Metazoa; Arthropoda; Insecta; Diptera; Culicidae.
AUGACGAAUGUUCACAACCCCUGUCCAAAUGCCGGCAUCAAAACAAAAGCUCCGCUUGUUUCCAUAUUUUCCGAAAACCACAACAACAUAUCGAAUACUGGUAAGCAGCAGAGGCAACAAAUUGUGUGCUUAAUUCUAACUUUCUCUUUCCUCCCUUGUUACACAAUCCGCAGUAAUGUAUGCAACUCAAAACCACAGUGCAUGGAACUGGCAAGCAUCAUCCGGGAACAGUUCCCGGACGCAGAAGUUGUUUGUCACACGGGUAGACGCGGUUCGUUCGAGGUGCAGAUUAACGGUUCGCUAGUGCACUCCAAACUCGGGUCGUUAGCAUUCCCACGAUACGAGGAUGUGGUGCAGAACGUGCGCAAUGCACGAGACGGUUUGCCCUUAAACAAAGUGUCCGAACAGCCGAUCACUGACUGUGUGGUGCAGUAA